Messenger RNA from Lachancea nothofagi CBS 11611, 1308 nucleotides. The record is from the annotation of a GenBank genome assembly. NCBI's taxonomy places the organism in Eukaryota, Fungi, Ascomycota, Saccharomycetes, Saccharomycetales, Saccharomycetaceae.
AUGGAUGCGUUCGUCGAGAGAAUCAGCAGUAGCGAAUCUCUGUUGGAAAAUAGCAUCCGGCUCCGGGACAGAUCUCGGAAUGAGCCGGCUGUCGACUUCGCCAGCGUGCGCCGGCUUAGUGCGCUGUGUCAUGGACUCAGAGACAAGCCAUAUGGACCUGAGCUUGACUGCGUUGCGGUGGCCCUCGCCAACGUUCUGCUGAAAACGCCCAGCUUCAGGGCUCAAGUGCUGGUCGAGACGCCCGACAUCUUGCGAGACGUCCAGCAUCGCCUCUUCUAUGACUCUCGGCAGCCGGGCUUCGCCCUCAGCCAUGAAAUCCCGCUGUGGAGAGUCCUCUUUCUAUUGGCACACUGCCAACCACCAAUACAGAUCACUAGCGCUGGCGAUAUCGACCUUUUCGACCCGCAGCUCGCUCCAACAAAGUUUCAGAGCCUGGUCGCGCUUCUCGCUGCUAGUGGAUCGGCGCCAGAUCCGGCUCUCGAAGUGGUGCUGGAAGAGCUGGGCAAAUACUGGUACGCGGUAAGCUAUCAUUACGGGUCUCAAGCGCACAAUUUUGAUGAGGUAUUUUGGGAUUCGCUUCAACAACUCAACGUAACGCUUCGGAAUAGAUCACACCAGCUUCUGGAGAGCUACUCUGGCACCUUACUACAAUUUUGUUCCAUUUUACUGCUGCUACCGGAAAACAAGCUUACGGCCACCUUCGACAUGGUUCUUAACUUGAUGCUGGUUCUCAAGCAAAGUGUAACGCAGUGGUUACGAAAGGUUUCUCAGGAGCUAUACAGCUCGUUGACCGACUACAAGAUUCCACAAAUCCUGCACGUAAUGCAUAUGUUCGUGCUGAAAUCGCCCACCAAAGUGCGAGAACAGAUCGCACCAUGCCUCAGGAGUCUUCCGGGUGCCGAAGUGGAUUUGAAGUGCUAUUUAUUGGAACUCCACAACUCUUCCAUAUCAUGCUCGGACACACGCGAUGCCAUCAAUGCUAUUCUGCAAGAGGUUAACCUUCAUAUCCAAACCCCAACAUCGGAGUAUCCGCAAGACAUUACAAAGAUCCCGCGGUCACAACCAUUAAUUAAUUCGAACAAUUCUACAGAGACUUUUGUCGAUUGCGAGGGCGUAUCUAGCAAGGUAUGCGCGCAUGCGAAUGAUUCGUCUACUUCCAUCACUACCGCGUGCCAUAGCAAGAGCUCGGCAAAUAUGGAUGACUCUUGGACCGAGGAAGAGCAGCAUAUCGAGGCGGAGCGUAUCAUGGCCGCGAUCAGAAGGCUGGACCAGCUGGGUAUCAUCAAGGCCACGCUACCGAGCGUCUGA